AGAGAACUUAAUCUAGUGAGACGUAUUACAUUAUCAGGUACGGGGUUCCAUUAGCCCGGUUCAUAGUUAUCAGAUAACAAAAGCACUUGAGUAUGUCGAGAUUAUCAAGUUUUGUUGUGCUUUGUUCUGUUUUGCUAUCUGGACUGUCUUCCAAUGCUGAGGACCCGCAGGAUUUGUGUACAGAUCUUAAAUAUGGUCUACUUGUACGAGGUUGUCAAGCCAGAAUGAUUGUUCAACUACAAAACUCGACCCGCCCUUUUGAAAUUUGCCCUAAGCUGUUUGUUGAAGCCACCAAAUGCAUCGAACAUGAAGUGAAACUUUGCUACGGGGGUUUGGGAGAUGACGCUUAUUUAAAGGAAAAAGAACUCAAACUCCGUCGAUUCGGCGACGUUAACCUACACUGUACAAAAGGUGGCCUUCGAUCAAUUGAAUCUAUAGUAACUAACGCUACGAUAUGUCCGACUACAAUACCUGUAGAAACAAGCCAAAUUCAAGGAUGUGAGAGCCAGUUUUACUCGGAGUUUACAGAUAACCCAGCAAACGAGCAGCUUUGCGACACUUAUGCAAAAACACGGGUUUGUCAAAACGAUAUUUUGCUGUCGGUGUGCGGAACUGAGUUUAUGGAUCCAGAUGGAAUAUUCCAUAAAGAGAUGAACCCAGCACUAUCUGCAGAUCUAUAUUGCCCUGAUGUAACAAAAGCUCUUCUGGAUCAGUUUGACGUUAUUGAAAAAGGAACAGGGCACGAAAAACCAUCGUUACAAGUCAUAAUACCUAUAGUUGUGAUUGCAUUGUUGAUCACUGUUGGUUUAAUCGCUGGCAUCUGUUACAUGAGAAACCGCGACGACUCGGUGCCGAAAAAGAACGAAACUCAAAAGAAGGAAGAAAGUGGAGUGGUUGAGACACAACCGACCACAGUGGGCGAAGAGAUGGUUCCUCUGUCUACAUUGCACAAUGAUGAUGGCAUAUCACCUGCUUGACCAUGGGCCAACAUGAACGAUUGUCGGUUUUAUAGUGCUCUGGGGUAAGAUGGGAUAACAUUAGCACCUAAACCUCAUAUUUCUUGAUCGUGUUUUAAACAAUUAGCAACGCUCUUUUAACCUCGCGGGGGUUAUAAAAUUUUGUAAAAUGUUAUUUUUUACUUUACCAAAUUGAACGAGAAAAAGAACGAAAAAUUUCCCAACUUACCCCACCCUGUUAUAUUUUUAUACAACGUUUCGUUUGCUACAGCGGUACUAUCAACAUUGUAUGUUCCGUCCGCAUGAAUAAGCCGGAGGAAUAAUUUGAAAAAUCGAAUUUGUCCGACAGAUUUUUGUAUGAUUCUUUGACCUGUGCGCAAAUUAAAUAAAACCGAUUAAAAGAGAUCUUAUAUUGGUUUAAAAUUGAUCCACGUAAGGUUGAUCGUAUUCUAAUACUGUUUACGUUAUAUGUAAUUUCUUUCAUACAUUGGCUCAAUAAGCAAAAUUUCGUUCAUCGUAUUCGAAUUUAUUUAAAUCUAAAAUGACUAUAACAACUAUUAAAUUACACCUGAUCUCAAACGUUUUUUUUUCUAAGAAAUAUGCCUCGUUUUUUCUGUAUUCUAUAUCGUAGAUCAUACUGGUAUUAAAACGACAGCAAACAGUAACAAUUUACAACUCGUAUACUUAACCGUAAACUUUAUUGGCAUUAAACUAGUACUAAAAUAAUAUUUGACUCUGAAUUUUCACACUAAGAAUUUGGCCUUGUUGCAAAAAGUGCUAAUACACAUAUAUAGU
This is a messenger RNA of Ciona intestinalis (vase tunicate), 1751 nucleotides long. RefSeq lists its product as uncharacterized. The record is from RefSeq and is a predicted model, not a curated record. Lineage: Eukaryota; Metazoa; Chordata; Ascidiacea; Phlebobranchia; Cionidae.